UGUUCUUUAUUUGAAAAUUUUUAUUUGUAUUUUUUCCAGAUGGUUAAACUUAGUGAAAAAUGAAUAAGGAAGAAAUAUUGAGGUGGGAUGGAUUGCCUCUAAAGGUGAUGAAUUGUGAAGCAAGGGUUCUCUUUGUAAAAGAUUUCCUGCAGCUAGGUCUAGCUCUCAUAGAGGGAUCUAAGGCGGCGGUUUGUUUGUUCAGAGGUUGUCAGUUCAUCCGCCCUAGAGGAAAUAUAGACUCCAUGUCUCAGUGGUUAUCAGAGGGAACCAAACUCCGGGUUCAUGCAAAGAAAGAGAGCAACUCUAAGAUGGUUGCGUACCUAGCUACCUCGGUUUGGUUCGAGGAUGAGGAUUAUGAACAUGAGAAUGUGAAUUUAUUGUACUAUCCGACAGACCCUGAGAACCUGGAAACCUACAAUAGAGUAGCAGAUGAUUUGACCUGGGGAAUCAAGGCAACGGAUAAAGAAUUGAUAGCACAUUCUUGGUCAGAUAAUACCAGUAGAGACAGAAGAAGUUCUGUAGAGGACAGGAAGGAUAGAUCGGACAGACAUUCCAGAGAAACAUCAACGGGUCGAGACAGAAACGGGAGUUCUUAUGAUGAUCGACAUAAAACUGAAAGAAAUUCAGAGAGCAGAUAUUCCAGAGAAAGAUCAGCAGAGCGAGAUAGAGACAGGAGUUCAUAUUAUGACCGGCAUAGAGAUAAAUCUAGUAGAGGGUCCGAUGAUAGAGACAGAAGUAGUUACAGUUCGGAGAGGGAUUAUCGGAGACAGGGUAAAGAAAGGCGGGAAUCCUCGGAUAGAGAUCACAGGCAUUCAUCUCGAGGAUCAGAAAGAUCAAAUAGACCAGACAGAUCCAAUAGAUCAGACAGAUACUCCAGGGAGUCUGAACCCCGUGUUUCUGGAGGCCGAAGAACCCCGGAUACAAGAAGAGACCUGAAGGAUGAAAUUAGAGAAGAACAGACCAGAUAUCGCAGAACUGAAAGGGAAAGGUCUCGAGGUGAUGAGCGAUAUGAUUCAGAGAUAAAAAAGAAGAAAAAGAACGCACCUGAUGAUUUUCGCAGGUUGAUUCAACCUGAACUGCCAGGCUUUGACCAAGACCAGGGAGAAGAAAGUUGGAACAAUGAACCUCUACCCGAAGAUCUGACAUCGGUUGAUUCUGUAGAAUUAAUCAAACCUCAACCUAAACGAGAACGCUCCGGGAGUCCUGAUAAACCUGAAGCUUCUCUACCCGAAGCUAAGAGACCUCGGUAUGUUAGUCCGGAGAGAGAUAACCUUGGUGUCUCAUUUAUCACCAAAUACCCGGAGGUUCCUCCACACACACGCUGGAAAUUCAAAGAUCUUGUGGACAUAGGACCCCGGCCCUUCAACGAGAUUCCGGCAGACGACUCUGGGAUCCCUGUAACCAUAGAUUCCUGGUUGGAUGAAGAAAGUGGGAUUCUCUGUUCUCGAGACGGAGCUCUAAUAUCCUUCCACUUUAACCAGAUGUGGGAAAAUGUGAGCAAGUCCUCCUGGACACAAAUGCGGGAAAUAUACUCCUCAGUAGAAGUUAGAAUGAAAUUUCCAAUUGGAGCAAAACUUCGUUGCUUUUACAGCAAGCGAGAUCUUGGCAGCUAUCAAAAUCAAGCCACAAUGAUUUGGAAGGAAGGACCCUCUCCUAAAAACUGUCGAACCCAAGAGUAUUUUGAAGACCUGCAGAGGAUCGCUAAGAAUAUAAAAGGAAACCAGAACGUCACAAACAGCUUGUUUUCUACCUGCAGAGACGCAGUUGUACAAGAAUAUGUCAGCUAUGAAACUGGACUCGUCAGGAUGUUGGACGAUGAUAUGGGAGUUGCCUUAUUUUCUUUAGAUCAGGUUUGGGACGGAAAAGGAAAUUAUCUUCUGAAUACAGUCUCUCAAUCCCUUCACAAUUAUCUACCAAUAGGCUCUACCGUCAAGGUUCUGGUCAGAACAAUUCCAUAUGAGAGAUCCUCCCAACUCCGAUACCAGGCAACUCUAAUCUGGAAACCUGAAUUUGGAUCUAGUUCGCCAGAUACUUUUACAACAAUGAUGUCUGUUCGACAGAAGAGGGUUGAGAUGAGUAGAAAGAUGGAUAUCCUUCAUGACAGAUUCAAGCAAAAUGCUCUACUCUCCGUCACAAGAACUAGUCAGAAUUCCGAGCCUGUGGUUGUGCCUGUAUCUCUAAAUAUGCUCCCCUCUGAUGGUAAAGCAGUAGUUCUCACUCCGCUCUCUAGCGAGUCUACUCACCUCGGUCUCAUCCAGGUUUCUAUACCGGAGUACAAGAACCCAAACAAGAUAAUGACGAUGUAUGCUAUAUUCCAUAUUGACGAUGUAUAUGAUGAGCAUGGGAAACAAUUAAUAAAGGUUCGAUCUGAUAUUCAGAUUUCCCAUCUCAAGAAUACCCAAGUAAAUCUGAUUGCUCGAAGCAUCGCGAAUACUGAAUCCUACUCUGGACUGAAGAGUUUACUUGAGAAACACAUCUCGGAAUACAAAGAUCUACAGAUUCCUUUGCUCCAAGCUGUUGUUGUGUUUAUAAACCCUGUAUCCGGAAAGACUAAAACAGGAGGUGCUCCGAUCCCGACAUUUUUCAGAAGAGAUCCUUCCAGUUUUAACAGGAAACAGUUUGGAACAGCGUACUAUUUUAACCUGACCCUGAGAUGUAGACUAGAUCUAAAGGUUCAUGAAUUCCUGGAGUGUUGCAGUAACAACGUGAGCAAUGCAUCCAAACAUUUCCUGGAUGUAAGGUUCACGGACCAAAAGAUAUUGGCUCAAAACAGAAGGGUAGGACCGAGGUUUGCUAUACAAAGAUUGGCAGGUAUAGAUGUUCACGGGGAUAUCAAGAACGAUUUCGGUACUUUCAAUCCUUUGAAGGUUGAAGUUGCAUCAGGAGAGCUCCCAGAAUUAUUCAAGGAUAAAGACGUAAAGAUCAAGGUUAUCUGGUUGGAUAGACCCAACCCUAAAUACGGUUUGGCGAAGAUCAGCUUCGGAACUUCGUCUGCGUUAGCAUUUUUCAGCCUUAACGCACUAAAUUCAAAGAGAUAUGUUUCUGAUCUUUCUUCCAUACUCUGGAGAAAUAUGAAGUAUGUUCUCUCCAAUGCUAUUCUUAUGGACGCUAGUAAUAAAAUUCCUUAUCUCAUUACAGAGCUCUGGAUUAUCGGAGACAAGAACCCGACUUGGAGCUGCCAGUUAAAUGUUCUCAAGGACGAGUGGAUGAAGGUGGUAAGUUUAAUAAAUGAUGACAAACAGUCCUUGAACUUCAGAUGCUGGGAUUCCGUUGAAAGAUGGAACAUGGACAACUUUGAGGCAAGUUUGCUGAAGCUGGAGAGUUCCAUGGAGCCUUCAGGAUUAGUUGUUGCACGAAGUUCUGGUUGGAGAACAAGUCUGAAGAAUGUAGAGGCAAAGGUCGAGCUUAUAUUGAGAAACUUUGGUUGUGCUUGUGGUUACCAGGAACUUCCUGGAAUAGGAUCUAAGAGGUUCUUUGUUCUUUUUGAUUCCUGUGAUCUAUAUAUUAACAACGCUCCUCCAGACCCUGCUGCCGGUCCACCCGUCCUCACCGAUCAUAUGAAAGUAGGAGACAAAAUCCGUCUAAACGCUGUUCAUGUAGAAGUUGAGAAUUCGUGGAACCUUGUUUAUCUUGCAUCUGCUGUAUCUGUUCUCAAGGGAAGAGAUCCGCCUAAACUCCCUGACUCAGCAAUAUUUUUUGAAGAUUCAACCAAGAUAAAACCAGAUAAGAUUAAUAACUUUAAGCUUGUCAUGACCAAGAUUGUUAAGAAAACUCCACCUCCUGAGAUUAUUCCUCCCAAAGUGAAUGAAAACGUGAAUGUACAAGGUUCAAGGUAUAAAAACCAUGACCAUUCUCUUCAACGAUCUAAUAUUCAUCAGGGGCAGAAAUCUACCCAAAACCGAGCAGCACUAGACAAUGCAUCUAAAGCAUCAGCUGCCCGGAGAACAUACCUUGCGACGUCAAACCCCGAAAUUUUUAAGGAACUGAGAAGCAUGGAGAUUCAAAGAUUCGGUAAGUUUUCCUAUGACUGUAAGUUCUGUGGUAUCCAGGGUAUGAGCGUUGAAGAUGCUGAAGAUCAUAUCAGUUUAGAAAAUCAUUCGUUGGCCAAGAACAAACAAACCCAGGCGACUGAAGGAACAAAGAGUCGGUUCCAGGACCGAGGAGAAGCUGAGGAGGCACUGUUUCUUAAUGCAAAUAAAUCUGUCAAGGUUUCUGAGAGGAACGGGAGAAGAAUAUUCUCCUGUGUAGACUGUAAAGCAAACAAUAUGCCGUUUGAAAGCGCUAAAAGACAUAUUGUAUCCCAAGCACACAAGAAGAAAUCUGUUAACCUCGACAGCGCAAUUUUGGAUCAGGAAUGUAAAGAGAUGCGGAAGAGGUUGGAGAGAAGUGGAGUUGUUUAUCACUGCACACCCUGUUCAUUUCAGACUGAAAACAUCACACAAAACAAAGAGCACAUUUUAUCGGAGGAUCACAAGAGAUUAACCACCCUUUAUUGUCAUGUGUGUAAAGAGUUUAGUCGUAAUAAAUCCCAUCUUCAAGAUCACAGGUUCUCGAUAAAGCAUAAGAAGAAUGUUCACAAUCUAGAAUUUGAAUGUGAGAAGAAAACUGAUAAACCGAAGCGACCUCUACUCCCCACAGUUCCAACCUCGGAUUCAACCACACAGGAAUCUGAACCCAAGGACGGAGAAAGUUUUCAAUGUAAAUAUUGUAAUUUCAAGGGAAGUAAUUCGGAUGAAUUUAAAGAUCAUGAGAACACGGCAUCUCACAAGAGAAGAGUUUUCAUCCAGACCCAACAGAUGCCUUUGGACGGAAUCAACGGGUUUGAGUCUUCAGGAGAACGCUGUACAACAAUUGAAGAAAUGUGUUUAGUGAGGGAGGGGAAAGAUUUGAAUGAGCGUAGCUCCAGGGAUAAAAGUUUACGAGAUUCUGAUGAAAUGAAGGAAGCUAAAGAACGUUUAUUGAAUAAUCUAUUUGAUGGUGGUGUGUUUACACAAAUGGAAAUCAAGACCAAGGUUAAAUGUAACACCUGUAAUGUUCUUCUCAACGGAAAGGAAAAGCAAUUAACUAUGCAACUUUUAGCUCAUCUUACAGGUGAUAAGCAUAGUAACAAUCUCAGGGUACAAAUCAAGGCAGAGGAUAAAUCUGGGUUGGAUAGAAACACUCUGGUGAGAGAGGAAGAGGAAAGGGAGAGAGCCGCUAAAUCUCCGACACCUGAACCUGAACCAGAAGCUUGUAUUCCCAGUUCAACGGCCGGAAAUGAUGAGAUUUUGGAUUGGUUAAAGACGAAAACUGACGAGGUGGAGUGUAUAAUGUCGGAUAGACUCUUCUACUGUAAACGGUGUAGCACUGGGUUGAAAACACUCCGCGAGUUCUUUAAACAUAUGCUCUCGGAGAUCCACAAGGUCGGGAUGUGUCCCAGUAGAGAAUGGAGAUUAUACAUGGAUAUGGUAGAUAUCUACGAACAUGGAGACGGAUACUUUAAAUGUCUGCCGUGUAAUACCGAGUACAUGAGGAAACGUGAACUAGAGUUACAUCUCGGUGUGAUGGAGCACAUGCAGAGGUUUGUAGACGAAAACAAAGAUAAGCUCGUGGAGGACGCUAUCCCGGUAAAGAGUCCGAUGUGUUCUCCUUGCAAUCAAUAUUUCCGUUGUGAGCAAGAUCAAAAGAUUCACGAGAAGUUAAAACACAAGAAGGAUAACGGGUUUACCAGUGAUCAGAUUGAAAACUUGAAAACUCUUUCUCAAUCCCGGAAUAUGAGCUCCAAACCUGAUCUCAACAGAGCAGAGGGCAGAAUUCUCCAGGUCUUACCGGAGCAGGAGUUUGCUUUGCUUCAGAUUUCUCCUAAAGUAAAUCAAUAUAUCAACGUACUCUUUGAUAUAUCUAGACUCGAGAUAAAGGAUAAACAGGAGAAUAUAUCCGACACUGUAGUUCCUGGUUACCCAGUUAUCCUUACAGCUGUUGAGAUGGAACCUGAGGUGCCAGGAUAUUCGGAAAACAUUCCUUAUUACGCUACCGCGGUAACUAUAGGAGACGAGGAUGAUCAUAAUUCUAGUCCAGUUCUCUUUUCAACUCUGCGAAGCGAGAUUGGUUCUACAAUCCUCGAAGGUCAGAAACUAAGCAAGGCGGCCCUUCAUGUCCAACUUGAAGAAUGUGCGAAUGGUAAACCAACCCAAAUUUUCCAUACAUUCCCUAAUGUAGUAGAGAUUGGAACAGGAAUAGUGAUUAUGAAAAACCAAAGUGUUCUUCUAAUUAAAAUGCAGGAGGAAGGUUGCUACGCUCUGCAAAUACUUGAGAGUGUUUAUUUAACGGAGAACGAAUAUGAAUCAUCCGCAGAAACUUUUGAAGUUGGCGAUACUCUACACUUUAACGCGGUCCUGCUUAAUCCUUGUAAUGCAACUCAGUACCUUGUAACUGGAUGUUGGAGCAUGCUACAACGUCCUACAAUUUCUCCGUUAAAACUGAGUCUGAAAGCAGUGGAUAUGUACCAUACACUAGCACUAUCCUACUGUUCUGAUCCGUCCUCUUGUUCAGUCCUGGAUAUAUCGAGCGUUCUUGUCCCCUCAGAGUUCGGAGUUGGGUUCGAUGAUAUUGCUGAAGAUAUUGGAGAAAAGAGUCAAGAUGAAAACGGAUUAGCUGAACCAGAGGGAUCUUCUCCGGCUCCUUUCUUCCGGAUAAAGAUUCCGAGCUUUGCAAACAAAGCAGUUUAAAACUUUGUGAUUCUACGCAUAAUGUAAAAAAUUUUAUAUUACAAAUUGUUUAUUUCCUUUAUCAAUAUAAUUCAAAUGAUUUCAACCAA
Molecule: messenger RNA, 6796 nt
Organism: Eurytemora carolleeae
Lineage: Eukaryota; Metazoa; Arthropoda; Copepoda; Calanoida; Temoridae
Exons: 11
Coding region: 60-6707 (2215 amino acids)
Molecular function (GO): nucleic acid binding; zinc ion binding
Source: RefSeq, a predicted model, not a curated record